This is a messenger RNA of Closterium sp. Naga37s-1, 3249 nucleotides long. The record is from the annotation of a GenBank genome assembly. NCBI's taxonomy places the organism in Eukaryota, Viridiplantae, Streptophyta, Zygnematophyceae, Desmidiales, Closteriaceae.
AUGGCCCUUCACUCUAUUUCCCCUCACUUCGAUUCCCCUUCAAAUAUAUUUCCCCUCACUCAUUUUCCCCUCACUUUUAUUCCCUCUCACUCCAUUCCCCCUCACUUCAAUUCCCCUCACUUCCAUCCCCCCUCACUCUCUUCCCCCUCAAUUCAUUUCCCCUCACUUGUUUUCCCCCUCACUCAAUUUCCCCUCACUUCCAUUCCCCCUUACUAUCUUUCCCCUUACUCUUUUUUCCCUCGCUUCUGUUCCCCCUCACUCUAUUCCUCCUCACUUUAUUUCCCCUCACUAAUAUUGCCCUUCACUCUAUUUCCCCUCACUUCCAUUCCCCCACACUUAUAUUUCCCCUCACUCAUUUUCCCUUCACUUUCAUUCCCUCUCACUCCAUUCCCCCUCACUUCAUUUUCCCUCACUUCCAUCCCCCCUCACUUUCUUCCCCCUCACUUCAAUUCCCGUCACUUGUAUUCCCCCUCACUCAAUUUCCCCUCACUUCCAUUCCCCCUCAUCCCUUUGUAUUCACCCUCACUCAAUUUCCCUUCACUUCCAUUCCCCCUCAUCCCUGUCCCCCUCACUUUGUUUCCCCUCACUUCCAUUCCCCCUCACUCUCUUCCCCCUCACUACAUUUCCCCUCAAUUGUAUUUCCCCUCACUCUUUUUCCCCUCACUUUUGUUCCCCCUCACUCUAUUCCCCCUCACUUUAUUCCCCCUUGCUAAUAUUGCCCUUCACUCUAUUUCACUCACUUCCAAUCCCCUUCAAAUAUAUUUCCCCUCACUCAUUUUCCCCUCACUUUCAUUCCCUCUCACUCCAUUCCCCCUCACUUCAUUUCCUCUUUAUUCCAUCCCCCAUAACUUUCUUCCCCCUCAAUUCAUUUCCCCUCACUUGUAUUCCCCCUCACUCGUUUCCCCUCACUUCCAUUCCCCCUCAUCCCUAUCCCCCUCACUUACUUUCCCCUCACUUCCAUUCCCCCUAACUCUCUUCCCCCUCACUUCAUUUCCCCUCACUUAUCUUUCCCCUCACUCUUUUUCCCCUCGCUUCUGUUCCCCCUCACUUUAUUUCGCCUCAAUUAUAUUGCCCUUCACUCUAUUUCCCCUCACUUCCAUUCCCCCUCACUUAUAUUUCCCCUCACUCAUUUUCCCUUCACUUUCAUUCCUUCUCACUCCAUUCCCCCUCACUUCAUUUCGCCUCACUUGUAUUCCCCCUCACUCGUUUCCCCUCACUUCCAUUCCCCCUCAUCCCUGUCCCCCUCACUUUGUUUCCCCUCACUUCCAUUCCCCCUCACUCUCUUACGCCUCACUACAUUUCCCCUCGAUUAUAUUUCCCCUCACUCUAUUCUCCCUCACUCUAUUCUCCCUCACACUAUUUCCCCUCACUUCCAUUCCCCCUCACUUAUAUUUCCCCUCACUCAUUUUCCCUUCAAUUUCAUUCCCUCUCACUCCAUUCCCCCUCACUUCAUUUCCCCUAAUUUCCAUCCCCCUGCACUCUCUUCCCCCUCAUUUCAUUUCCCCUUGCUUGUAUUCCCCCUCACUCAAUUUCCCCUCACUUCCAUUUCCCCUCAUCCCUGUCCCCCUCACUUUGUUUCCCCUCACUUCCAUUCCCCCUCACUCUCUUCCCCCUCACAUCAUUUCCCCUCACUUGUAUUCCCCCUCACUCAAUUUCCCCUCACUUCCAUUCCCCCUUACUCUCUUUUCCCUCACUCUUUUUCCCCUCGCUUCUGUUCCCCCUCACUCUAUUCCCCCUCACUUUAUUUCCCCUCACAAAUAUUGCCCUUCGCUCUAUUUCCCCUCACUUCCAUUCCCCCUCACUCUCUUCCCCAUCACAUCAUUUCCCCUCACUUGUAUUCCCCCUCACUCAAUUUCCCCUCACUUCCAUUCCCCCUUACUCUCUUUCCCCUCACUCUUUUUCCCCUCGCUUCUGUUCCCCCUCACUCUAUUCCCCCUCACUUUAUUCCCCCUCACAAAUAUUGCCCUUCGCUCUAUUUCCCCUCACUUCCAUUCCCCCUUACUUAUAUUCCCUUCACUCAUUUUCCCUUCACUUUCAUUCCCUCUCACUCCAUUCCCCCUCUCUUCAUUUCCCCUCACUUCCAGCCGCCCUCACUCUCUUCUCCAUCACUUCAUUUCCCUUCACUUGUAUUCCCCCUCACUCAAUUUCCCCUCACUUUCAUUCCCCCUCAUCCCUGUCCCCCUCACUUUGUUUCCCCUCACUUCCAUUCCCCCUCACUCUCUUACCCCUCACUACAUUUCCCCUCACUUUGUUUCCCCUUACUUCCAUUCCCCCUCACUCUCUUCCCCCUCACUUCAUUUCCCCUCACUUGUAUUCCCCCUCACUCAAUUUCCCCUCACUUCCAUUCCCCCUUACUCUCUUUCCCCUAUAUCUUUUUCCCCUCGCUUCUGUUCCCCCUCACUCUAUUCCCUCUCACUCAAUUUCCCCUCACUUCCAUUCCCCCUUACUCUCUUUCCCCUCACUCUUUUUCCCCUCGCUUCUGUUCCCCCUCACUCUAUUCCCCCUCACUUGAUUCCCCCUCACUUCCAUUCCCCCUCACUGUCUCCCCUCACUCUUUUUCCCCUCACUUCUGUUCCCCCUCACUCUUUUCCCCCUCACUUUAUUCCCCCUCACUUCCAUUCCCCCUCACUUAUGUUUCCCCUCACUCAUUUUCCCUUCAAUUUCAUUCCCUCUCACUCCAUUCCCCCUCACUUCAUUUCCCCUCACUUCCAUCCCCUCUCACUCUCUUCCCCCUCACUUCAUUUCCCCUCACUUGUAUCCCCCCUCACUCAAUUUCCUCUCACUUCCAUUCCCCCUCAUCCCUGUCCCCCUAACUUUGUUUCCCCUCACUUCCAUUCCCCCUCACUCUCUUCCCCCUCACUUCAUUUCCCCUCACUUGUAUUCCCCCUCACUCAAUUUCCCCUCACUUCCAUUCUCCCUCAUCCCUGUCCCCCUCACUUUGUUUCCCCCCACUUCCACCCCCCUUCACUCUUUCCCCCCUCACUUCAUUUCCCCUCACUUGUAUUCCCCCUCACUCAAUUUCCCCUCACUUCCAUUCCCCCACAUCCCUGUCCCCCUCACUUUGUUUCCCCUUACUUCCAUCCCCCCUCACUCUCUUCCCCCUCACUUCAUUUCCCCUCACUUGUAUUCCCCCUCACUCAAUUUCCCCUUGAUUCCAUUCCCCCUCAUCCCUGUCCCCCUCACUCUGUUUCCCCUCACUUCUAUUCCCCCUCACUCUCUUACCCCUCACUACAUUUCCCCUCACUUUAA